AAACAUGCGCCUUCCCUCGACCAACCUGUUGUAAGAGCUUCUUGAUGCCAUUGUAGUCGUUGCGUGAAACGGCGUGGGCUUCGAAGUCCACCGUCACCUCCUAAAUGGCGAACAAACCUGCUUAUUUUACAGUCCCUUGUAAAAGAUGUUAGAACUGAAUUGAAGGCUAACAUCACAGUCGACAGCUGCCUUAGCGUUAGCAACCUAGCGAGGCCGAGCAUUCAGUCGGUCGUGUCUCAAUGAUAAACGUCAUUCCCACCUCGUUAAUCUCCUCUUCGGACGCUUGGCUGUCCUCCCCGGUGGAAUCGCCGUCUUCCCCCAGACUCUCGUCCGUGCUGUCGUCGCUUUCCCGGGGAUUCUCCCCCAGACCUACCGCCCUCUUCUUAGCCGACGACGCCAUGCUGCAAACAUGCGCCGAGCGUGGGCGUGGCGGAGAAGGACCUGGGGAUUGCGCGGACGCCAUUUUGGCUCAAACCUGGCGGGUUUCCGCAUGGCGUGUCGUGAACGAAGGAGUUUCAUUCGUAAUUUUCACUCACGUUGAAAUGCCAAUUGGCAAAAAGUACUAUGUAUCUUUAUAAUAUAGUAAAACUAACAUCUGACGUAAAAUGAACCUUUGUGGUGUUUAGUCAACUUUCAAAAUUUCAGGAAACUGGUGCGUCUCCGGACGCCAUUUUGGCUCAAAUCUUCGGUUUCACAUAGUUACAUCAGAGCCAAAAUGGAGAUCGUCAAAUGGAAUAAACUCAUCUCGAAGGGGUGACACUUAUUCAAACUGCGUUUCCGCUCUCGACUCAAAGAGCGUUUCAUUUGGGAAUUGUUUUAAUUACACAUGAGUUGUGACACGCAAGUCGUGUUUGGGAGGAGUACGUUAGUGAAUUUGACAAUAUUGUGCCCCCUCUUUGCUACUGGUCUCUUCGCGCUCAGCUGUGCGGACAAGCUAGCGAGUUUUGAACCCAGUUUUUAAAAUGACAACAGUGGUGUGACGCAGACGUCAUGGUGCGUUACGGCUAAUUUUUAAUCGAGAUGAACGUGCUGCUUCUGAAGGCGCCACAAGAUGGCGCUCCAGUGCCUGAUCCCUACAUCCAGGAGAUGGCAUCACGUGGGCUUCAAGCAACCCUGCUGCCUGUGCUAUCUUUUAACUUUGUAUCGUUAAACACCCUCUCGGAUAAGCUUUUCCAACCGGAAAAAUACGGUGGUCUCAUAUUUACGAGCCCGAGAGCGGUGGAAGCAGUGAAGAUGUGCUUAGCGGACAGAAGAGAAGAAUGGGAGCGGUCAGCCAAAGACAAGUGGAACGCAAAGUCCGUUUAUGUGGUGGGCAAAGCGACGGCCGCCUUAGUACGCCGUCUUGGCUUGGAUCCCCUCGGCGAGGACGCAGGGACGGCGGAGGUCCUGUCUUGUGUCAUCAUUGAACGCGAGGUCACCAGUAUCCCCCCACUUUUCUUCCCCUGCGGCUCCAUCAAAAGAGAAGUCCUGCCUACAGCGUUGAGGGAGAAUGGUGUUCCCCUCGAGACGCUGACUGUCUACCGCACGGCGGCACAUCCCGAUGUGGAGAAGAAUCUCAACGACUAUUUUGCAGCGCAGCUAUUCCUCUCCAGAUACGGCUUCAUGAAGCCAGUGAGGUGGGAGGAGAUGCGGGACCAGGACGGGGAUCUCGACUACGACGACGGCUUCUUUGACGACCUCCGAGCUAGCGUCCGGGAGGGGACCUCGGUGCCUCCUUCCGGGGAUCGCCCUCCUCCAGACGGAGAAAGCCAAGCGUUUACGGCAGCACUUAAAGACUUCCAGAGGCUGUCCGGCCUGCCGGUGACUGGCGCGUUUGACGACGGCACCAGGGAGGCCAUGAACAAGCCGAGGUGUGGCGUCCCCGACGAGGAAAGGGAUCAGGAACCGGAUGACCUUGCCGAGAAUGUGGCCUUGGAUGUUGAAAACGGCACCACUUGGAGCAAGACUGAUAGCAACUACAUAACAAGUGACACACUGUCUGGUGCUGCUAACGACUCUGAAAUGUUAUUAGUGAGGCUUAAUGGCACAGAAAGUGCUCUCUCUGACACCAACAACACUGAUUUCGGCCCAGAUUUCAGGCCAAAAAACACCUCCGUGGAUAACAAUUCGGCAAAAAUGCGCCCUAGCCCAGCGGUGGUGCGCAAGAAACGCCACCUGGCCGCCCUGGUCUCCCGGCGCAGGCGCAAGAGGGACCUGGGCGAGGCGGGACACGUGGCCUUCAGCAAGAACGUCCUGAAAUGGCGGCUGAUGGGCGAAGGCUACAGCAGUCAGCUGUCCAUCGAGGAGCAGCGCUACAUUUUCAGGCUGGCCUUCAGGAUGUGGAGCGAGGUGUCGCCACUCCAGUUCGUGGAAGACAACCGCUCGCCGCUGGAGGAUAUCGACAUCAGGCUGGGCUUUGGCACAGGAAGACAUCUCGGUUGCAACCAGCGGUUCGAUGGAAGCGGUCAAGAGUUUGCUCAUGCCUGGUUCCUGGGCGACAUCCACUUUGACGACGACGAACAUUUCACCGCCCCCGACGCCGGCAGUGGGAUUAGCCUCCUUAAGGUGGCGGUUCACGAGAUCGGACACGUUUUGGGGCUGCCCCACAUCUACAGACCUGGCUCCAUCAUGCAGCCCAGCUACUUGCCCCAAGAGGCCAAUUUUGAGAUGGACUGGAUGGACAGGAAAGCCAUACAGAACCUCUACGGGGGUUGCGAGGGCCGCUUCAGCACUGUAUUCGACUGGAUCCGACGAGAGAAGACCCCCUACGGCAAAGCGGUGGUCCGCUUCAACACCUACUUCGUGAGGGAGGGCUGGUACUGGCUGUACGAGAACCGGAACAAUCGGACCCGCUACGGGGACCCGGUGCCGCUGCAGAUCGGCUGGCGGGGGCUCCCUGCAGACGGAGUGGACGCUUACGUGCACGUUUGGUCCCGGAAACAAGAUGCCGUUUACUUCUUCAAAGGUACUCAGUUCUGGAAGUAUGACAGCGAAAACGACAAGGUCUUCAAACAGGACCCAGAGGGCCACCGCUACCCCAGGAAGAUUUCUGAGGGUUUCCCGGGAAUCUUCGGUCCCAUUGACACGGCCGUUUACGACCGAAGGGACUCGCGCAUUUACUUCUUCAAAAGCAGUCUUGUGUACGCCUUCGGCGUGGAGUCCAACGGCACGGCGCCAGGUUUCCCCAAACCCAUCCGAGAGGUAUUCCCGCCGACGUCCGGCGUCGACCACCCGGGCGGCAACGUCGACGCCGCCUACUUCUCGUACGCGCACAACUCCGUCUUCCUCUUCAAGGACCGGCGCUUCUGGCAGGUGGCGAGCGGCCGCGACCGCCGCCGCCGCCGCCCCUUCCUGCCGCGUAACGGCCUGCUGCCGCACAAGGAAGUGGACCAGCGCUGGUUCGACAUCUGCAACGUCCACCCCACCGCGCUCACGCUGACCAGAUGAAGACGGACUUUGCUGUGAAAGACUUGGAUGUGUGCCCCUCAUGAUGCGUCCUUUGCCAACUUGUGGCCCAUUCAGCUAUAAUACAGUGCAUCCGGAAAGGACUCGCAGUGCUUUGCUUUUUCCACAUUUUGUUGGGUUACAGCCUUAUAAAAAAAAAAAAACAAAGUUGCACAUAACACCCUAAAACGACAAGAUGAAAACUGGACUGAAUUUACCACAGGUGGACUCCAAUAAAGCUGUCAAAACAUCUCAAGGUGGAGAAGUGGAAACUGAUCCUCAUGCAACCAGAUUGGCUGCCCAAGCGAAGGUGUGCCAAGCAAAAAAGACUUCAGCCUGUAAUUGCCAGCAAAAGGCUGCGUAUACUUGUGUACAUGUCGUUUUUUGCAUUUUUAAUAG
Messenger RNA from Phycodurus eques (leafy seadragon), 3822 nucleotides. Its product is annotated as matrix metallopeptidase-21-like. Gene Ontology annotation, cellular component: extracellular matrix. The coding region runs from base 1021 to 3426 and encodes 801 amino acids. Gene Ontology annotation, biological process: proteolysis; collagen catabolic process; tetrapyrrole biosynthetic process. The transcript is spliced from 14 exons. The record is from RefSeq and is a predicted model, not a curated record. Gene Ontology annotation, molecular function: zinc ion binding; uroporphyrinogen-III synthase activity; metalloendopeptidase activity. NCBI's taxonomy places the organism in Eukaryota, Metazoa, Chordata, Actinopteri, Syngnathiformes, Syngnathidae.